AUGAAAGCUAACGUGAGUACCGCUACUGUUAUACAGCUUUGGGUUUCAUUACCAAUACGAUAAUGGGGUUUUUUUUGAUUCAUAAUUUAACGUCCGAUCCGACGCGUCUUGUGUCGAUUGUACGAUCGAAGAUACCAUGUUAUAUUAUUGUUGUAAUGCGUUUUCAUUUCUUUUCUUUUUAUUUUAAUUCUGAGUGUAGCGAAGGUUUACCAAAGAUGUUUAUUUUUUUUUUUUAUAUAUAUACACCGUGUACAAACAUUCUACCAGAAAUCUUGCUUCAAAGUAUCAAGUACAACAGCUUUUCUGAAAGCCAAUUUUCCUUGAGUGGUACUUUGGGGAUGCCACUUUUUGAUUUUCCCAGGAGUUUUCCCAAUAAACGGUAAAACCCGGAAAACCGUAGGAAAAACGGGAAAAUAGGUACAAUAUUUAACAAAAUAUAAAAUGCAUAUUAUAUAAUGUUCACGAAGCAACACUAUUAACCGAACUCCACUCAGAAUCGUUUUUCUUUAGCAAUGGUUAAUCUUUGCGUACAGAUAUACAUUAAAUUUCCCCUCUCCUCUGCCCAACUUCUCACCUAAAAUAGUUACUGUACCCACGUGCGAAAUAUGUCUGUCUUUUCUUUUUAUUUUAUUUUUAAAUUUUUGUCAAACGAGUUUGAAAUGCCGCGGACAAAUUCGACGUAGCAUUUUUAUUUAUUUAUGUUUUGUGUACAUCACUGUUGGAUGUUUAUUCGGCUCCCCUAGAAAUAACAUUAUACCAAAGCUGGGCAAGUUGUCCUAUUUGUUUAACCGCCUUAAGUUAAAUUGUCCAAAAAAAUAAUAAAAAUAAUAAGUAACUAUAAGCUAUAGGUUUAAGUUUAUUUAAAAAUAAAGAUGAAUUUGAUGGUAACCGAGUUAGGUUACAAAUUGUUAGGAAAAUAAUACAUUUUUAGUUAGUCAAGUAAAAGUUUAAUUUUGAUUUACUAUACACUGGUGAAUGCAUUUUGAACUAUUAUAUCUAUGCUUUAUUUAGACUCGUGUGUGUAUCCCACAGUAUAAGUCAAAUACCACUUCUUGCUAUAUAAUAAUGAUAAGUAUUCACGUAAAAAUCUGUAUUUUUUUGAAAAAUAAAUGAAAUUAUGAUAUUAUAAAGGUAAAAAGUUUUUUUUUUCUGAAUAACCUACGUAGAAUUGAACUUUUAACUUUUUAACCAGCUUUGUCCAGCUUUGUAUUAUACGAACAUAAAAUGUACAAUACUCGAAAUGCAAACGUAAACGCAAAGUAUUUAACAACCAUAAGAACUAUUUAAAUAUAACUAAUUGUAUUUAAUUUUUUAAUUAUACGAUGGUUGUCAAAAAUGUAUAAAAAAAAUGCCGAGUUUCGUUUUUCGUAUACGAAAAACGUUUUGGUAUUUUCUCCAGGUUUAACGUUUUCAUGACUAAAAACGGUCACCGAUAUUCAUUACCUAAUAAUAUAAUAAUACAUUUUAAUCCAUUAAUAUGAAAAAUGUAUUGGUUUGAUUAAAUUUCUAGAACUUUUAAAAGUUCAUGUAUUAUGGGUGUACAGGUAUACACUCCUAUCUUGUCAUACCGUCCCUUAAUGGUUUCAAGGACUUAUAAUUUCUAUUUCUGCCCGGUGAUACUUAUCUCGAAACUUUUUUUUACAGUUUACAACAGUUCGCCCCUUAGGGCAUAGGUAUUUAUUUUGGGUUUUUCUUUCUCGAGAUUUAUCUAUUCUGUUAGUAAAAAUGAUCCAAAUUGUUCGCAUUGUAAUACCUUCAAAGAAGCUCUGUUUUUAAUUUGAAAUCGUUUUUUUUUUAUUUUUUUUGGUUGCAAUAAUUUACCGUUGUUUUUAAUAAAUAAAUUAAAUCACUCUGUAUCCUACAUCAGUGACGAAAUAUGUCCGCUUUUUUCACAUAUUUUAAAUAACACUGAAAUUAAAAAUAAAUGUAUAGUUACUAAUUACAUUAUUAACAGUUAUGUUAUUUAUCUAUGAAAAAUGAGAAUAUUUAAUGCAUUUUUAAGCAAUUUUCAUAGGUAAUAUGUAUUAAUAGAGUAUUGAGUCAAGUUUGUUUAUGAACUAUAGAUAGUAAUUAUAAUAAUAAUAUAAUAUUAUAAUUAUAAUUUUAUCAAUAGUGGAAAACGAAUAAAUGGAAUUUAACUGAAAUUAAAAAUUUCCUCCGACGUAACGUAAUAAACGCACUAUUUUAAGUGUACGUAGCUCGUAGAUAUACUUAAAAUUUGAUUAAUUUGAAUAAUUUCGGCCGACUAUUAAAUACCUAUUACAAAAUAAAAACCUACUCCGUGAACUAAACAUUAAAACAAAUCAUAAUGUUUCAUUGGAAUUAUAUAUAAACGUUAAACAACGUUAUAAUAAUUAUCAAUCAUCGGCUUUCGACCUGAAUGCCAUCAUAAUAAACGUAUAAUACAAUAAUUAAUAACUAUAUUGUAACAUAAAAGUAAUUCAAUUUCUUUUAUUUGAAAUUCGCUCGAAACUUGAACGGUUGAAUAGUAAUCAAGUGAUCAUGACGCAUAAUAGGCACAAAACAUUAUGCCUACGUCACAUAAAUCAUAAAUUGGCUAUACGUUUUGAAUCAUAAAAUUAGUAGACAUUCAAUUUAUUAUAUUACGUAAUAAUCUAAUAUCAUGAUUGAAAAAAAAACCAGUGCACAUAUACCUACCUGAAAUAGCGCGUAAUUGCACAUAAUAAUGAACAGCAAAACACAUAACCUUAUAUCGAGUAUUAUAAUUUUGUUAUAGCAUUUCAGUUUAGAAAUAUAUUUAACGAUACAUUAUACCGUUGAAUAUUAAUAAAUAUCGGUUUGGUGGGGGAGGGGGGGUUUGGGAGCAAUUAACAAAUUACUAAAACUAACAGAAUCAAUGGAAAAUUCAAAAAGUACCUACUACAUACUAAUGCAAUAUUAAUCAUGUAAUUUUGAGAGUCGUAAAAAAAAAGUACAUUAGUUGGUAUUUAAACCAUUGAGAUUCUAUUAGAUUUUAAGGUCUAAUCCAAGUAACAACUUUCAAUGAUACAUGUUGAUAAGUUUAAUAUUUAAUUUUUAAUAUUCGUACACAAAUAGUUGAACGUUUAAAAUUUAAUAAGUAUUUACUAUUAAAUAUUUAAAAACGCCGAUUAGUUCCUUGGCGUUUUGUUAACUAAGAUUUAAAAGUAACUUGUGAUCUGAUUUUAUAUUACUAAACGCGUUCCUAACAACACAGACUUUCCCGGGAACUUCUUGUUUCAUACUCAACGCCUGAGAACGGGUUAUGGAAUCGAGUUGAAAAAUGCAUAAAAAAAAUCAAAAUAAACCAAUAAUUCUAUACAAUAAUUGAUUACUAUACGUAAUGCAGGCGAAUAGAUAAACCUCGAGAUUUGAUUAUUUUAUUUAUAGUUGUAAAAAUCAUAUUUUUAUACUUGUAAAAAAAAAAAAAAAUAUUUUAUAUUCUCCCACACGUGUAUAAAAAUAAUAUAUUAUAAUAUAAACUUUCUACACGCGGGUAUAAUCGACUUCCGAUUUGAUUGUAUUCCAAUAAAAUGGUUAAAUUAACAGUCAUAAUUAUUAUAUUCUCCGACUAUCAAUAAAUAAAUAUAUUAUUUACGAUAAUUAUUUGGUCUUCCCUGAGGUCGAAGUAUUAUUACGUGAUGGUAUACGGUACGAGUAUUGGAAGGAAGGAUUAUUGAUUAUCUUGUUAGCAAAAAACCGAAUGACGCAUUUUUGUUAUCAAUACGUAUAAUACAUUAAAAACUAAACAAAAUGCUCCAUUGCAAAGCCGUAGUAUAAGGAAUAAAAAAUAUAAUUUAUGUAUUGAACCGUAUCAAAAUUAGGGUUUAGUUUUUAGAUGAUAAAAAAGACUGAUACUGAUACCUACAUACUGAUACAUUCUGAUGAGUAUGCCACUUUUUUAGGAAGGAAGUUGUAAAGAAUAAUUUAAUUUAGAGCAAUUAUUAAAUUUUUAUUUGUACGCAACAGUAAACCAAUGUUAACGAAAAACGAUUGUGAGCAGAGAAUUAUUAGUUGUAUUUUUUUCGCUUGUUUCCAAGGUAACUCAGAAAUCAAUAAAAAUUGCAUACAAAAUUUCUAGUUUUUCCAUUUAUUAAAAAAACUAAAAGUUAAAUAAAAAAUAACCUCAAUUCACCAAAAAUAUCAAAAAUGCAACAAGAAAGUUUUUGAGACAAAAAAAGUUGAUUAUUUUCACGGAAAAAAAUUACACAUCAUAGUAAAGCCAAAAUAUAUCUCGCUUUACUCGGAAUCUAAAACAAUUUUGGAGACGUUGUAUUAAUACAUAAUGUCUGUUUUUUUUUGUCAGUUAUAAAACAAAAAAACCGAACAUAAUAAUAAUAAUAAUAACAAUAAUAUUUCUUUAUUACGGAAAUAAAUUCCAACUACAAGUUGUUUUUUUUUUCAUAGACAUAUACUUGAUCAGUAAUUUAAAUAUAACAAUAAUAAUAAUAAUAAUUUUAAAAGUAAUUAAACAAAAUAUUGGCAUCAAUAUUAUACAAUAUAUUUAAAUUUAUAAAAGAAAAUAUAAAGUAAAAUAAAACGAUAUGUUCAUUAUAUUUCUAGUAUUAUUUGUUACGUACUUCUUAAGACAUUUGUCAUAAAAACAUUUAAAGAUUUAUUUAUAAAAAAAAAAAUCAAUAUUUGCAAUUGCCUGCAAUUAUUAGUUGGAGAAUUUCGCAUAUAAUUUGAAGUUGAAUGUUUUAUGUAAAAUAAAUUAUAAGAUACAACAGUUUAUUGGAUUGGUUUAAAAUUUAUAUUUUGCAAUAAUUUAGGAUAAUCAAUCACAAUCUUUUGUAAUGUUUUUACAAAUUUUAAUUUAAUUUUCGUGAAACGUUGUUCUAACGAUUAUAUUAAAAAAAAAAAAAAAAAAAAAAAAAAUGGAUUAUAACAUUGUAAUGAGAAUGUGGGGCUCUAUAAAUAAAACACUGAUUGCAUAAAAAUCUGAUAAAAUUAUUUUGAAUUUUGUUUAAAUCUUGAAUUUGUGUUACUAAAUAUAGAUGCCAAAUUAGGAGGGUAAUACUUAACACCGUAGUUAGACCAUUGUUGUAGGUGGGAAGUUGGUAAGGUUAGAAUAUGAAAUAAUUUAGUUUAUACACACUGAUUGAAACGAUGAAAAAUUACAAUAAAAAAAUGAUUCUAAGCGAAUCUCGAUAAACUUUUAAGGUUAUUUUAUUAUUUUAUAAGUAGUGUUUUGUAGGUUUUUAGCUAAAGUCAAGGUAAUACAGAAACACCGAAAAACGUUCGUUACAUAUAGUAGACAAUAAAAAGUAGCUAUGGACAAAUAAAUAAUCUACCAAAAUUUUUUAAGUUAAACAUAAUUUUCUUGUAUUUGAAUAACCUCACAUAAAUUUUGUAUAAAACUAAGGGUGCAGAUUUUUUUUUAUCUCAUUCCUCCUAGAAUAAAAUAUUAAGUAUGUCACUUUCUACAUCAGAUACUACUAAUUUGUUUCCUAACCUAAAACCUUUCGUAAGAUUCCUUUCUCAAACCAUCAUAACAUUAAUAUCAAUAUUAUAAAUAUAUCAAUGAAACGUGACUGCUUUAACAUGUGCUUUAACGCGUAUAUGGACAAGAGAGUUCAGAAGUUCAAAAAUGUGUGUAUUAUGACGAGUAAUUAUGACUGUAAGUACCAAUACUAUUUUGUAACCUGCACGGAAUAGUGAUCGGUGAAAAUACUUUAAUAAUGUCAAUACACACACGAUCAGAAAUAAUUAUUGGUUCGGAUUUUAAAAUAUUAAUAAAAAUAAAAAAAAAAAAACACAAUUACUUUUCCGAUCUAUUUUUAAUGGAAUAAAUAAUAAUUUAAAGUUAAUAUAUAGAUUGCUUAGUAAAACUGCAGUAUAGGUAUACAAUAAAAUCUUCUUGUUAAAUUGUUUUCACUGUUUUUACAGCGAUCACGUUAUUUAAUAUUCUUAAUUUUUGGCAGUUCUGUAACCAGAGAGCACGUGCCCCCCCUCCUCUAACCCUAGCAUAUUUUCUAUUGGUUAUUUAGCUUAUUUUGGUGAAUUUUAUCAUCCUAUACCCGGUCAUAGACUUUUAAAUACGGGUUAAACUCAACGUUAAAUAGUUUGAAAACGUGCAUAGAUUUGAGUAAUAGAAACGAGGUCAAAAUCGGUGCUAAGUCGGUAAACAGAUCACCAUUAAUAAUUAUCAUCGAGGGUUUUUUUUUACCAUUCCUUUUGAUUAUUAAUGUUCCAUAAUAGAUCUAUAUUAAAACAAUAUUUUUAAAAUUAAUAACCCUUGACCAAACCCUGUUUUUCGUUUAAAAAUUUGAUCUUUGAACAAUAUGGAGGAAAAUUGUUGUAUUAACAGUUGUUUCGUGUUGUCGGUACGUCCUCGACGACCGCACAACCAUGUAUUAUACACAUAUCAAUACAGUAAUCUAUUCCAUCUAUAAAUAAAUUAUACGAUCAACGAUUGAAAUAAGCAAUCAGUAACGUCGGUGCAGUGUUUAUUUUGAAUUUUAAAAUACUUUAUACUCUGCAUUUUAUUGUCUAAGUCCGAUAUAUUUUCCGGACAUGCAGUUUAAGAAGUAAUUUACUGUUUUUUUUUUUCGUUUUUGGUCUGAAAAUUCCUUUAUUUUUAACAAACAAAUUAUAGAAACAAUAAUAAUAUGUUAAUUUUAGAAUCGAAUAGAUUACACGCACAUUCUACUUGGUUAUUGGAUUUAAUUAUUUUCUUUGAAGAGUGAAUACUAUAAUGUUAAUUUCGUAAAUGCAAACAAUUCAAUUGAUAAUCUAACUUGAGUACAUAUUUUAAUUUUAUUUGACAUAAAUCGAAAGAUAUAUAGAAGAUACAUACUUAUAUAGAAACAAGCACAAUAAAUGAAAAAAAACUACACAACUGUUAUAUCUAAAGAUCUCAAAUAUUAAAACUAGAUAUGGACCAUACGACAGCGAAAUACGAUUUUGAGCGAAGUAGUUUUUUCCCUCGGGAACCCAGAAAUCAAUCAAAAGCAUAAUAUAAACAAAGAAAAAUAAUGUAUGAAAUAAACUGCUGAACAUGUCGGUAACUUUUUCAAAUAAAAUAGGCGAAAAAUUGUCGGUUUUUUUACAUAACGUCAAUGGAGUUGGGGGCAAAUGUCGAUACACAUUCGCCACUAUGCACAGACCGUAAUUAUUCGGGUGUUGGCUAGUGAACGUUGACCUGUACGAUGGAAACCGAAUGUUGAUCGUUGUUGGCUUCAUCGUGUGAGCGCUAUGCUAUAAACAUGAGCCAACGUUGACAGCAUUACGUUACUCCGGGUCACGAGGUUACAUGAAAAAAUCGAGACAUUUUAAUUAACCGAAAAAGUGUCUUCUGAGGAAAUAAAAUCGCACGUGAUACGUGCGAUUUCUUCGAUGCGCUCAAAGUCUAAAGUAAAUCAUUAUGGACGAAUUCAAGAUACCGUAUACACCCGCGUCGUAAUAUUAUAUUUUAUUUAAUUCCGCCGCGGUCGCGAAUAACAAGUGCGUUUCAAAAUGUAUAAUAAUAAUUCGAGAAUCGCGUCCUUCGCAACAUUUUCCACGUUUAAAAACGACUCGAGACGCGGGAAAGCGUAUUAUCAAUUUUGAACAGUGUACCUAUAUAUUUGGUUUUUCGGGUUUAGUAGUUGUUAUUAUUAUCAUUAUUAUUAUUAUUAUUAUCGGUCGAAAUAAUCGUUAUCGACACAGUCGUUGUGCAGCGCGCGCGCGUGUGGAAAUUCGUUCUUUAUUGGUGCUAUUUGAUCGGCGUUUUGUUUGUUUGUUUGUUUGUUUGUUUUCCUUCUUACAAUAAUUACGCGUUGAGUAAAAACAAAAUCGCGAUUAGUUCGGCUUGUGGACACCUUCAUUGAACCGCGACCCGCGUAUAGUGCGUUCCGGUGACACGGCGGCGGAGAGUUCACCUUCGAUGCACCGCGACUGCUUUACGCGCCAAUCCGACAACUACACGGGGCCUCUUAAACCGAAUCCAAAUUUAAUUAACAUUCGUCGUACACUACGGCAAAUAACAUAAUAUUCAAAUAUAUCUAAUUCUGUAUUUUAUAAGACAAUGUAAGGACGUUCCGUUCAAUGCAAUAGGUAUCGCGUUUACUGCGCAAUAAUCGAUUUAAUCGCAACCCUAUAAUACACGUAUACGUUAAUUAUAAUUAACGAUAUUUAAAUCCGUAAAUCGCAUUUAGGUAUAAUACGAUCGUGUUAUCGUGAUUACUCAAAACAGCAUACUGCAAUUGUAUACUGUGUAUAUGACACGCGCGGGGAAAACGGUUUUACCGACAUUGAAAAAUUGAAAACUAUACAAUUAAUUGUUACUUACCAAUAAUAACCAGUUUUUGUUUUUUCACGCGUCUCUGUCUUUUUCUGAUUAAAAAUCCUUGUUUGCUGCAGCUCUCCAUACCGCCCUGUUCCUUUAUAGAUCCUUGUAUUUUUCCCUAUUCACGUCCUCUGGGAUUUAGGUUAUGUGUUCUACAAUUGAUGUUAUAUGUUGAAAAAUACAUCAGACUUGUUCCACGGAUCCUUUAUUAAUUUUUUUUUUUAAUGAAUUUGUAUGCCUUAAUUCAUGCCCUAUCAUCUUAUCUUUUCUGGAUUUAAUGUAUUUUCAUAUAGUUGCCGAUUUUAUUUUAUUUUGUUUGAGACCUCGUCAUUUAUAAUUUAUUCAGCCCAUACGAUUGAAAAUUCAGCAUUUUUUCGCAUCUCAAAGGCCUCCGUGUUUUACAACCUAAAGUUUUACAGACUAUAGGAUAGAUCUUUCAGAAUUUCUCCCUUACAAGCAGACUAACAUUAUUAGUUAUAAUGGAUAAGUAGAUGGUUUUUGUCUUAAAUCUUGAAAGGUGUAUUUCGCUUCUCCAAUCCUACUGAAUGUAUAUUGGUUUUGCUGACACCAUAUUCUUUUAUAUUACUUUAUUUAUAUAAGUAUACGAAGCAUUGUACUUUUUUUAUCUUCAUAAUGUAAGACUGCACCGACAGAUUUUCACGGAAAACGAUUCUGAGCGGAGUUCAGUUGUACGUGUUUUGAAAGACCGUAAUAUUUACGAUUUCAAAAUAGUACAUAUAUUUUCCCGUUUUUCCUCGGUUUUUUCCCAUUUAUUAUGAAAACCUCUAAGGAAAUAAAAAAAAUAAAAUAACCUGUUUAAAGUACCGCCUUACCUAAUUUUUUUUUAAAAAAAAAAAAAAAAGUUCUACACUUAAACUCGAGAUAAAAUACCUGAUAGAAAAUUUGUCCAUAAAAAAAAUAUUAAUAAAUUAAAUACCAUUUUAAAACCAAUAGAUUUCUCGCUUCGAUUAGAAACAAAAAGACCGGUUCGGGCCUGAGCGUGCAGAAUUCUACCCCGAUGACAUAAAAGCAAAUAAAGUACUUCCUCGUAGUUUAAUAUUAUUAACUUGUACUAUAAUAGUUUAGAGAUUACUCUGGAUACAGUCACGGUCCGGAGUAUGCUUAACAAUUUAUACUAAUCAUCUGUAGCGCAAUAGUCGAGAUGCAAAAUACACAAUCGUAAAAAAUUGUUAUUAUUGACGGAAUUGGCAAAAGUGAAAAAAUGUGAUUUCAUCGAACGCGCAAUUUCAAUCCGUUACGAAUUGUACAUACACGGACUAUUAUCGUGGGCACGAUACUAUGAUAAUGACGUAAUUUAUUUGCGUAUUUUUGUUUCCCUCUAACUGUAAACUAUAAUCUGUACAAGUUUAUGCAAAAUUGAUAUCUUCCUCGGCUGUAAAGACGAUUAUAACACGCGCCUAUACUUAUGUUUAACCGUGCUGCGGCCGAGUACUUGUACCUACAAAGUGAAAUCACGAAAAUCGUUUCCACUUGUUUUCGAGUAUAUACCUGAAGGUACAUCGAAAUUAUGCUUUCACGCUGUAAUUUAAAAAAAAAAAUAAUAAUAAUAAAAAAACGAAAAUUUCGUUUAAAUCGUUCGAGUGUUGUCAGUAACAAUAAUAAUAUAAUAUGCAUGCAUAGCUGAUACACCGCGCCAUAGAACGCCGAUAUCGAAAUAAUCGUUUACAAAACAAAACAUUAUGUUUUUUUGUGUUUCCGAAACGUUGCCCGAUGUAUGAAGUUUAUUGAAAAUAAACAAUAGUUCGUUUUUAACACAUUAUUAUGAUGUCUGUCAUUGGUACGUGUCGUAUUUUCUUAUUUCUUAAAUGUUAUAAUUUCAAUUUUUUUUUUUCAACCAAUUUUAAAUGAUAAUUUUAUCUGCGAAAUAUAUUUAGAUUAAUAAUAAAUGCUAAAAAGAAAUGCUAUUGUAAAUGCUAUUAAGAUGUUUUUUUCUCUUUAUUACACUAUUCUUACUACAUCGACUAGGAGUUAGCACGCCUAACAGUAGUCACUGACAGCCGCCACGUUAUAUUAUGCGGUUCGGCAAUAUCGCCGUGGACCAAUUACGAAUUAAAUUUUUGAAUUAUGUUAACAUAAUAUUUUAGUUAGGUUUCAAUAUUAUUUUAGGCAGAAAAAACUACCCAUACGACAAAAAUAAAUCGUUCAAUUUGAUCGGAUAACUUUUGAGUUAUGGACUAAUAUUAUGAGGGCUACGUCCUGACCACAUCCCUCCCUCUCCCUAAAUUGUUUGUUGUAGCAUAUGCACAUUUUAAGUAUGAUUUAAAAUGUCCCGUAUUUCAAAUAAAUAAAUCUGAGAUCAAUCAUUAGCUACAAAAAGUAAACGACAAAUUGUGGACUCGGUGGAAAUAUUAUAAGCCAACAUGUUUCGUCGUCGAUCGACUGACGUGAUUUUAUCGCUCUAAAAAAUCAUUUAUGGGUUUACACGUCACGAUGACAUUUUCUAUUAUUCGUUGUUGAGUUCGAUACCAGUUUUAGAGCCCAUGCGAAUACAAUUAUCAUGAGUUGACAAUAUUUUUUUUUUUUUUAGGACAUGACAACAUUAUUAUGUUUUGAGAUUUACCUAAAUUGAUAACGAAAUUAGUGCAAAUGAUGCUUGUUAAGAUAAAAAAGUUAUUGUUUAUACAUUAUUAUGAGAGUUGUAUAGUCUCGCGGUAUCGCAAUUUAUUCGUCAUCGUGACAUACAAUUAAUAUUCGAAAAAUCUGCAGUUUAGUACAGUAACAGCAGCUACCGCGGUUGUUAGUUACGAUUAUAAGCGCAGUUAUUCGUAUAUUACAAUAUAUUUUGUUUAAAAUUGCAUAAGUAGUUUUUUUAUUUUUUUUAUAAUAUGCUAACAAAAUGUUGAAUUUGCGUAUAAGAAUAGAAAUUAAAUAUUGUUUUUGUUGAAAAUUAAUAUUUCGACUUAUGUAUACUAAAGUUGACAUUUUUACAAACAUAAUAGUAGAUACACGUACAUUCAUAAAAAUUUCACUUGAAACUACAGUGUGUCAUAACAUAUCCAGUAUUAUUAUAGAUAAGAAUCUAUUAUAAUAUUAUCACGACAACAUCUUCCGUGUGAUUCAACGGCAAGGUAACAGAACAAAAAAAAAAAAACACUUGUAACAUAUUUCAUUAUUAAUUUUUUGUUUUUUGUCUUCUUCGAUAUCAUCAUCGUUGUCGUCAUCGUUGUCCCUUUUCUAGAACCGAAACGAUGCGAAAACGCACAUUUUCGUCGCAUUACCUAACCGCUCUGCACGUUCAAAAGACACCGACACACCGAAUACCAACUAAUUGACGAUGAAUAUUAAUAUUCCUCUCGAACCGGUCUCGUUAAAAGUAUUUCAGUAAUAGUUUAGUUAUAAGCCGACUGUCAAUAAUUGAUUAAUUAAAAAAAAAAGUGAUUGUUUAAGUGGUUGAUAAUCAAAAGUUAAAAAUUAACAUCAACAUAAAUACGAAAAAAAGCUGGAAUAUUAUUACGAUUGUGAUUUAUUAACGCCAGUUGUAGGUGGGUAGUAGGAAAGGUCGGAUCUAUUAUAGGUCAUAGGAUGAUGGAGUUUAUCCAAUGAAAACAACGAUAUAUCAUCAUAAACUAAAAACUAUUCUGAAAAGAUUAGUUUUUCCUUUGGUGUUAAUCUAGCAAUCACCAAAGUCAAAAAACUAAAAAAAGACUUAUAUAAAAGUGACCUGUUGAAAAUUAGAAGAAUAUUCAUAGAAAAUUGCAUUCAAAUUUGUACACAUCGAGAGAUCAAAUUGCAUUAAAAUAUGAUAUGUUUUUUCUGUCUAUAAAAACGUUAUAGAUCAGAAGACACUGCAAUCAUUUACUUCUGGAGUGGUAGCAAACUUUGUAGACAAAGUUGGUCUCAAAAAUUUGAAUCGAGUUUCAUCACAAGUGUGGUAAUAAAAUGAAAAGCCAAACGUGAGUUUUCGUAAUUUUGCCUUUGAACGUUUUAAGUUUUAAAUUUAUGAUAAAAUUGAUUAAAACACAAUUUAUCAGAAAAAAAAAAUGUGUAACUGAAACCUGCUCAGUUGUACCUAUACACCGUACCUUUUCUAUUUUUCGUCUGCAACUACAGUGGCUUGCGUAUCACCUAUAACACUGUCCUGUACUCAUCAAGUACGAGGAGUGUACAGCGAUAAUCUAAAAAACAACGGAAAAUCGUAAUAGAAUUUUCUUGUAUACUCGUAACUACAAUACUGAAGAUACCUACUAGGAAAAAUAACUUAAUUCAUUAGAAACACAGUACGUUGGCGCUUAUGAAUAAUAAUUAUUGUAUUAUAUUCGCUAUUAUAAUGACGACAAGGAACACUUACCUACCUAAUUUAACAAACGUUCAUUGUUCAAUAUUCCGAAUCGACAAAAAUAAAUAGGUAAUAUAAUAAUAUGUACGCAAUUCGCGCCAACUAUCACAUUACGCUUAGUUUUAGGUUUAAUAUUUACGAGCGUCUUUAAGGAUUACAAUAGUAAUAAUAUUAUAACGAGCAACGACUAAUAAAGUAUACCUACUUAUAUCAGCCAAUCAUAAUACAAACUUAUUAUUAUACUUUUCCGAAUUAUAACCAUGCGGAUUAUUUCAGAUUUCUCCGGGUAAAAUAUGAUGAAUAAUAUUUUAAUAUACGGAAGAUCUAUUUCGAUUCAUACAUAUAGGACACUUGUUUAUAUUAUACACUCCGUUUGUAUUUCGCCAAACACAAUAUUAAAUUAAUAACAUUCACAACUUUCUCUUCGACUAAGGUAACACGAUAAUAAUAUUCACAGCGUAGGACAUACUGUUGUUCAGUUGUUGGAGACACAGACUGUUGGAAAGGAAGAGGACAGAUUGGUUUAUAGAAUCAAAAAACGAUUCUGAGUGGAGCUCGGUAAACUGCAGAGUGCAGAUAUAGGUUAAAUCGGGUAUUGGUAUUUUUAUUCCAGUAAUCCAGCAGAAUUCGAAAAAAAAAAAAUCCGAUAUAGACGAUAUAUCCGAUUUGUUGUUAGUUUUUUUUCAAAAAUAUAUAUUUUAAAAUAUUAACUGCCGAGAAUCUAGAAAAAUGUUUCCACUAAAGUACAACCGGGUUAAAAAUGUGUUUUAUUGUGAAAUUAAUAAAAAAAUAAUAGUGUAAAUAAUAGUAAUCACACUAACUGUAGUAGUUUUCUUUUCCGUAACAUCAAGGUAACCCUUGAAUAAACAAAAAUAAAUAAAAAAGCAAUUAGAUACCAAAUAUACCUUAAAACCCCUAUUUCAACCCCACAAGGAUUGAAUUUUCAAAAAUCCUUUUUUAGCGGAUACCUACGUCACAAUAGCUAUCUGUAUACUAAAUUUCAGCCCGAUCCGUCUAGUGGUUUGGGCUAGGCGAUGAUGAAUCAUUCAGUCAGGACAUGUUACGAGUAUGUAUAGAUUUCGAAACAAAAUGUUGAUGUUACUGGGGUUUUUUGAAUUGUACGAUAAUUUAAAUUGUUUACGUCGCCACUAGUUAAUAGUAUCAAUCGAUUCACCUAUAUUUACAUGAAAAAUAAUAUUUUGUAAAUUUCAUCAAAAAUUAUGAACUUAAUGACUUAUCAAACACAUGUAGCACCAAAAUUUCGUUUCUUAAAAAUGUACAAAAUGGCCAUCUUGAAUUUUGUAAAAAAAAAAUCGUUUUAAAUUUAAAUGUUUAGUUUUGAAAAAAAAAAAUUAAAAUAGAGUAUAGAAUAAUCAUGGCACAGAGAUUUCGUAAUUAUUACAAAGAAAAACAAAAUAACUUAAAAACAUAAUUGCGUUUGUCGGAUUUCCAUGGGACAUCCUGUAUAUCCUGUGGCCUUGUAAGUGUUUACGAAGCCACGGGGGUUUAUUUUUAAUUUUUAAUAACAAUACUUGUAAUAUUCGGAUCGUUCGAUACUUCUAGAGCACGUCAUGUUACGUCACGUAUUUAUUUAUCGCGCGGCUCAUCAAAUUUACUACACAGGGGGUUUAUCCAGCCGGUUAUUUUUACCUACGGAGAUUUUAAAUAAGUUAUAUGAUUUCGGUUCUUUAGUUCAGUCGUAUAAUAUUAUAAUAGAAUAAUUUGUACAUGUAUGAAGAGCCGAAAAUGAUACUCUAAAAAAGGGUAUAACCGAACAAAACGCAUAAAAAAAUCAAAGUGACAUCGAGGUAGACCUCAUACGAGAUAGAUAGAUUCUGUGGAGGAUGAUAUCCAUCGUACAGUGGACAUGAACGCGUCAGUCAAUAGAGAAUUGUGCGUAGCAGCUCGGGUUUUACAAAAACUGUUAAGCUGGAAAAGAAUGAGGACAAUGUUAUGUAAAAACAAUCUUUGUAUGGCAUUUUUCACUUAUAUAUUCUACUUUAUUCGCAAUCUUUUUUUUUUUUGUAUAUAUAUAUAAAACGGUUACUUCAGACCGUAUACUUUAUAGCUCGGGCAGAAGAUCAAAUGGUUGUGCGUUUUAGUUCGUUUAUUAGACCAUGCACUACAGUAAUAUAAUGCAGCGCUUUCACUGAGAUUAAAAAUAUGAAAAUUUGAAAGAGUUAUAAUAUUAUGGUGCAAGAAAAAAAAAAUAUUAAUUUAAAAAAUAUAUAUACAUAUUGCACCGUACCUGCGCAUGUGUUAUACAUUGAAAUGAUUAUUAUAUUUUCGUAAGACGUAGAAUUGUAUAUAAAGACUAAUUAUAAUAAUAAUAAAAAAAACCAGUGCGCACCCACCGUCCGAGUUUGGUAUAUACCUGCACAAAACUCAUUGACACAAAUAGGAGGAAUUUAUUGCUUCCUUCAAAUUCAAUAAAUACCCUCGAAAUCUGUCAAGUAAUUGGUAUAAUAACAAUAAUAAUAAUAAUAAUAACAAUUGAAUCAACUAGAUAGGCUUUUAAAUCGUAAUUUAUACAAUAUAAUUUGAAAUAAUUGAUAAAAUAUGCAAUAAAUACUAUGUUAAUAUUAACUUAGUAUUGUUAAUAGUAAUGUUAAUAUUAACUUUACUUAAAAAACUAAUCAGGUAUAAGGUUUGAUGUAUCAAACACACAACUUUUAUGAAAUCUAGAUGCGUAUCAAAUCUAGUAAACUUUUACUAACUACUUUUGGCACCUAGUUUUAUGACGGGUAGAAUGAUCAAAAUUGUCUUUUUUUUUUAUCUAGAUACAAAAUUCUUGAUUAUUUAUCUUUGUCUAUGGAUUAUUAAUAUAAAUUGUUAUGUAUCUGUUAUCUACGUCCAGAUAACUAUUUUAGUAAUCAUCUCUUAUCUAGAUAAUUUUAAAUUUGUCUUUAGACAACAUUGCGUGCAGCCAAAAAAAAUCGAAUAUUUAUGCACUAUUACGAGAGAUUAAUUAAAUACGACGUUCGUGUAAACGUCUAUGUAGACGUUUCAACGCACUCAAAAUUACAUUACAAAUGUUGUUAAGAAAAACCGAGUAAAAAUCGUAUAAUCACUUGUAAUUGGAUUACGGAUAAAUUAUGUCGACGUUAUUAUGUUUAACGUUUAUGCAACAAAAAUUCUGGACGGUAAUAAUAUUGAUAGAACGCGGCACAACGCACUUCUAUACGCGCGGAAAUUAACAAAAAAUAUUUUGAUAAUAAAUAAUUGGUCGUUAAAAGCACGAAUCAUACGUAUUUAUUCAAGAAGUAUAAAUCGAUUGUAGGUACAAAUACAUUUCGGCGUAAAUCAAAUUUUAAACAAUCACCAGGAAGUAUUAUAAUAUACUAUUCUUCCAUGGGAUAUUUCAAUAAUCACGCAACAACGAUUACUUUAUUGUUGUAAUUAUAAUUUUUUUAUUGUACAGAAAUCUACUGAAGGAUUACACUUUAUUUAACAUAAAUUUAUUAUAAAUAUUAAACGAUGGAUUUUUCGUAUUAAAAUGUCCUCUCCGAUAUGAGAUUAUCUGAUUUACAUAGGCGGAUACCUACAAGUGUGUUUACUGGAUUCACGGCGGGGUGAGGCGCAAAAAUUAAAUGUGAAAAUGACCACAUCGCGUGCUGUGUUACGUAAACCCUUUUUAUUACCGGGUAUAGCAAGCAAACAUACUUGAAGGUAUUCCCGUUUAAUAACAUCAUAACGUAGUGUUAAUUAUUUCGAUGAUAAUGUUCCUGUACGAUAUAUUAUUAUCAUUGUGAAAUGUUUAGACACUAUCACGCGGACGAUCGUUAAAUACCGUGUGAAUAGACAAUUUUUUUAAUUUUUAUUUUUUUCUGUUUUGUAAUCUUAUAUUAAAAAAAAAAAAAAAUAAUAAUAAUAAUAAUAAAAAUAAAAUACGCGUGCGUUAUUAAAACGCAAUUUCGUAUACAAUGCGAAAUGUUUUAGCCGCGUCGUCGUCGUAUAAAUACUGCUUGAAUCGUGAAGGGGUGGUGCAGGGGGACGAAGUUCCUCUAAUGUAUGUUUCUAUUUUUCCAGCGUCUUCUUUAACUUAUUAUUUCUAUUGAAUGGUACGUAUCUUUUCGCAAAUAAUUAUAUUUUCAAAAAACAUGUAUUGUCAACCCAGAUACGUUUUCGAUAUUAUUAAUUAUGUAUAUUUUUUUUAGAAUUUGUAUUAUAAUAUAUUAAUAUUAAGUUCUAAAAACAAUCAGAUAUUGUACCAUCGUUAAGCCUUAAAUUGUCAUCGCUAUUAAACCUUUUGUACUAUAAUUUUUCCCAGAGUAAUAACAAAGUAGGCAAUUUGAUUAAAAUAAAAACGCCAUAAUUUUAUUCUGAAAAUAAUUAAAAUAUUAAGAAAAUUAAUUGACACAGGGUACCGGAUAUUUUCACAAAAAAUAAUAAUAAUAAAAAAAAUUCUUGAUAUUAUUAACGUACCAUAAAUUGAUACAAAUUAUUUUCGUUCUAUAAAACAUUUCAUUUUAAUAAUAUUUUGAGUAAUAAUAAACGAGUUACAGAUAAUAUCAAAUUUUUACACAAAUUAAUAUUGUUGAACUAUAUACAAAACAUGACAUAUAAAAAACUUCAAAACUGCAUUUGUUUUUUUUGUUUUUUACAGAAAUCAGCUUUUGUCAUGAUUAUAUCAAAUGCGUAUAGCAUAUAGAAAGGUGCAAAAAUAAUUUACGUAACGUGAAAAUAAUAACGCUUUAUGAACAGACAAUAAUGCCCCACGUGUAUUCGCCAUCUGAUUAUAUUGCACUUGGUCAAUUAUCGUUUACAGUGAAAACACGAAAAACGGUGUAUCACAAUAUUAUACUAUUAUAUAGGUAUUAUAUUUCCCACGGGACAGACGGUGUGAUAUGUCUCGGAUACUCUCUAAAUAUUAUAGAAUUUUGAACGGUUAUGACAACGUUAAGUAGGCAUAUAUUAUAUACAAGGUGAUUUGUUCCUUUUUUUUUUUUUUGGUUAUUUCGUGAUCGCCUAUAAUACGACGAUUUUGAGUGAAAUUGAUUUUUCGUUUUUCGCCUAUCUUACAGGUGUAUACGAAAUGUUAAGCAUUUUAGCCUUAUUUCGUGCCACACAUUAUAUUAUUUUCAACUUUUGAAUUUCAAAAAGUCUCUCUCCAUUUGCAAGCCUUAUAUGUAAAAAUCGUUAGAAAAUGUAUUAUCCCUAUCCCUACUCAUCUGAUCUAAAUUUCAAGUAUUUGAACGCUUAUAAAUCGUGUAUGAUAUGUUGGAUUAGGCUAAAAUCACCAUACUGUUUUGAACAUUUUACCACUUCUAGAAAAAACCAAUAUAAAUAUUCUGUAAAUUGCAAAUAUCUAUGAUUAUUUUUAACCGAAUCACUACAAAAAACAAAAUAGAAAAUUAUGAAAUUUUAUUGUCGUAGAUUUGUCAGUUUUCCUACACCUGUUAGGCUCAGGUUUUCCCAAUUAUAAUGAAAAAUAUUUGAAAAAUUAAAAAAACGAAUUUUUUAAACAUUAAUUAGGUAGACAAAACAGUUUUUCAGCAAAUAUGCUACUCUUAAAACGCGAAGCAAGAUUUUUGGUAGAAAACGAAAACCGUAAAGAUUAAAAAAUAAUAAUAUGUUAAUACAGUAAAUAUAUGUUGUUUUUCCUAUAUGCAAAUCACAUGGACCUUCGAAAUGCACCAACCUAUAGAUAAUAGAACCGAAAUGCAACAAAAAAACUCUGUAGUCAUUUUUCGAUUGGCGAAGUUUUCCGAUUGAAAAGUUGUUCAAAGACAAAAAAAAAAAACAUAGAAAAUAGAACACAUCUUAAUAUACUCAAAAUCUAAAACAGAAAUCGAAUUCACUGGACAUACUCCGCAAAAUCCGAUGGAUCGUGAUAAAAAAAAAAAAAAAAUACCAUACACAUAAGACAAUUUUUUUUUUUUUUACGAAUAAAAGCUAUUAUUAAUAUUAAUAUAUUGUCGAAUGUAUAAUGACAUUCUUGAUAACAGCAUUAUAGGUAAUACGUGGGCCAAGAAGGUGAGAACCAAAUGCAACUUUUUCAGGAGAAGCGAAUAAUAAUUUAUUUUUGAAAUUAAUUUACAUUUCUAUUUAAUUGGUUAACGAAAAACUAUGUUAACUUUGCUUUAAGAGUUUAUUAAAAAAAAAAAAAAUAAUAAUAAUAAUCAUUUUUCGGUUGAUACAUUCCUCUGAAUUUAAACCGACGCAUACCGAACACGUUUCCGGUAAUACAAAUAAUAACAAAUAAUAUACCUACGUGUGGCAACAACACGCCAACGCAAUCAAACUGUAGUUGUGUAUUAUCGAUUUUCGUCUGUUUUGUAACAUCCUACCUACUUGUUUUUUCUCCGUUCAAUCAUCGCCUUACAAAUUAUUAUUGGCAAUAUCGUUAUUGUUACUGCAUAUUAUCGUUUAUAAUAUUUAUUUCAUAAUGUUAUGAUAAUAUUCGGCGUGUACGAGUCAUGACCAUCACGACCGACGAGUGCACUCAACCGUCAUAAAUAUAGAGUAGGUAUCGGAGAAAUCAAAACUAAACAUCGUAUUUUUCACGGCGAUCCUAGCAUAAUAACAAUACAUGUAUCGAACGUUUGUUGGUUUAAGGCAUACACGGCAGCCAAAUAGGUCUACAAAUAUAUACAGGGUGAUUUUUUUUUUCUCAAGAACCAAUGACGUACUUACCGUUUACGUAUAGAUUCUGAGUACAUUUGAUUUUGGUUUUUCAGUCAUUACCUAUAUUAUAUAUUUAUAACAAUAGUAUGUAACUGAGCGUCGCGUUUAACGAGCACAUUUUUAACAUUUCUAAAAUUAUUCCGCAUAUCGUAAGCUGUAUCGACUUUUUCUUUUCGAAUGAAAAUGUUUUUUUCUAACAAUUAUUUUUGUACGCAUAACACUAAAACGUCGGAUAUUAUACUAAUAUAACCAUGGGCGCGGGCAGGAAAUUUAUCAGGGGGGGGGCAUAAUAAAAUCAAACACCAAAAAAUACUUAAAAUAAAACAAUAUUGAUUAAUUAUUAAAUUUAUAUUUGAAAUUUUGAAGUCCAAGGGACAGAUGUCCCGUCUUGCCCCCACCCCUACGGGCGUCCGUGAAUAUAACGUUUAUAUACGAGUUUAAAAUUUAGACCGGAUAGUAGCCGGAACCCCGACGUAUAGUGCAUUUUAUACCCUAACGGUGCAAACAUCUUUGAAUAUCUUUUGAUUAUAUCUCUGGUCCUAGGGAAGAAAGGCUUAAGUUAAUUUUGUAUAAUUUGUGUACAUAUAUUUAUGUAUUUAAAACAAAAAAUAGAGGGGGAGGGGAAAUGACACAAGAUAAAAUUAUAAAUCAAAGUGGCAAUAUUUUUAGUCUUUCUUUACUGAAAACAAAUAUAUUAUUUAGAAACGGUAAUCCGAUGUUAUCAAAAUGUUUCGAUAAGUAUUUUGUGAUGGUAUCUUUCCGAAUCGGAGUUCAAAUAUACGCUACAGAAUACUAUAUUUUAUAUAUAUUUGAAAAUCAAUAAGUUGACAUAGUAUAUACUUUUAUGAUGGGCAUAAUGAAACAAUAAUAUACGCGGUGUGAUAAGAAUAGUCUAAAGAGACGAGUGAUGGUCACAAAUCCAAAUAGAACACCACGCUCCAGAGGAAGACUGCGACAACGAUGGCUGGAUCGUGGCAAACAGAUAUUUGAAUCUGGUGAAUGAAAUAGUGAAAAUAAAAGUUUCCGUGUAUCAUUUGUGUGACGGUACGGCGCGCGGAGUUUUAAUAAUGCACCGUACGUAGUGCAUCUCUUCCAAUUUACACUUAAAAGUGGAAUAUCUCGUCAACGACUUUAUAGAAAUCAAAAAUUUUAGCACUCAAAUUUAUUUUAACCAAUACUCCAUCUAUUUACGGACAUAUUAAUAUAGGUUGCUGUUUGAAAAUCAAAAGUCGGUAGUGGUUUUACCCCUAAAAAUUAAGGUGACAAAAAUAACAUACAAUAUAACAAAUAUACAUUUGUAAAGUUGCUUGUUUCUUAAACAAUAUAGAAAACAAAUUCCGUAAAAAUGUUUAUACUUUCCGAGAUACUGAGUGUACCCACUUAAAUGGAUCAUCCGGUAUAUACCUCGCACGUAUUUAAACCCGUAUUUCGGACAUCACGUAAAUAUUAUAGUUACAAAAAUAUCAUUAACUACACUACAGACGAAACGUUUUCACCACUCCACAGUUUGUAUGUGCUGCGCAAUUCUCACAAUGCCAUGUUAUACGAUACCUAUUUAAAUAUGUAUUACCGGUGUAACGAUAUUAUUUGCUACGGAGCAUUGUAAUUUGAACGGUUUCUCGUUUGUAGCAAUAAAUAACUGGCCUAUAUCGUCGUCGCCGCGAUAUAUAUUUUAAUAUGUUAUACUGGAGUCUCUCCUCCCGUCCCUCAUCCCUGUAAAAUUGUAUUAUUUUUCUAUGUAAGUACAUCAAACGAAACGAGUUACCCUACUCGGUUUGUGAUUUCGUAUUGCCGGAAAUCAUAUUUAUCGGUUGAAUUUAAAUUAUAAUAUUAUUCACCUAGAUAUUAGUCGCUGCUAUUUUCAAGGCUGGACAUUAUAAUGAAUCAAUAAGAUCAAAAAUCAAGUUUGUUUUUAACUUUUAAAUUUUGAUUUUGAAUAUUAUCGCGUUAAUUUGAUUUAAACUUCGUAUGAUUUAAACACAACAUUAAAUUUACGAUCUAUACACGCUAUUUGAUUAAAUACCGUAUUACCAUUGGUAAUAUUAUGGUAUUUCAAUGAAGCGUUCUGUGGAGGAAUAUAUUUUCGGGAUCCGCAUACGUAUAAAAUUGCUUAUAUAGCUCCUUCACUUCUAGGAGGAUUUUUUUGAUAACGUGUUAUCCUUGUUCUCUACUAUCUUAUUAGAAGGAGUUAUAUAGGCAAUUUCGUAUACAGAUCCGGAAAAUGUAUUUCUCCAAAGAAUGUCUCGUGUAUUUAAUGGUACGAUUGUAAAUACUUUAUCUAUAAAAACGCUUAAUAGGUGAUUUUAAUUUUAAGGAGAUAUUCCAGUGACGUCGUGUCGUGCCGUGUGCCUUUUGUCGUAUUCGUAAACUCGGUAUAUUGAGGUAAUAUUGAGUAAUCAAAACUAACCGGGAAAUUUUAUCGAGUUGGGUUAAUUUCAACUUUUCUCUUGUUUGAGUUACAGUGCGGUUAGUUAAUUCUUUUGAUUUUAUCGUCCUUUAUUCUGUGGACGUGACACGAGUACACGACACACGACGUCACUGGGAUAUUGCAUUUAUACAUUUAGACGGUUUAAUAUGACGGUUUACAAGUGAGCCGACCUUUUCUUUUCGAUGAUUAAAUGAGAAAAACACUGAGACCAUAGUUGUUUUCUCUCACAGCUCAGUCACAUGUCAGCCUAUCUCUCUUGAUCCGUUCGCCUCCGGUACUCGGUACUAAUACUGCGUACAUAGAUUUAAAAAUCUUUCCGUGUUUAUCUGUUAUAUUAUUUAUAAUUAACCACCAUGCACGGAUGGUAAAUCAAUGAUUUUCACGGGAUGGCGGGGAACAAAAACACGAAAUAUAUCUUUAUUUCUACCCAGAUUAUCCUUUUUGCUCAUCAGAUGUCGUAUGGUUUUCUCGCAACGCAAAGGGUGUAUAGCGAAGGCGUAGUCCACUAUAGUUAAUUAUAGGUCAUGAUGUCAACCCAUUGUGAUGUGCCACACACUAUAGGUACAUGAUCCACCUUAUUAUCGCAAUUUCUUUCCGUUAAAAUAAUAAUAAUAUUAUGUUCGUCUCCUUUCUCCGUGGCGCGUGUGUCUAAUACACAUGGCCGCCGACCGACACAAUAAAAAUCGUAUUUUAUCGUCAACGCGUUUUAACAGGGCACACCAGUAUUUUACACUGUUAUUAUGAAGCAAUUAAUGCGCGCGUGCGGGGUAAAGAUACGUCACACAUAAUAUUAUUAGUAUCCUCCGACGAAUCUUUUAAUAUUAAUAUUAUAUUAUAAAAUCGUAUUCGUUUCAUCAGCGUAAUAAUACAGUUAAUAUGAUUUCAUCGCGUUUUUCGGGAGUUUCUAUUAUUAUUUAUUACCGCCAACUAUUUUAUAUUAUUUGUUUUUAAAUAACACACACACAUAUACAUAUAUACACACUUAUAAACGCGUGGUUACGGGGUGUACAUAAUGCAGUGUAGUCGCACACCCUGAGAGUCGUGUCUAGGUUCUUAAAUUGGAAAUAUAAUGUAAUUUCAAUAUAAUUAUAAACAAAAACUGAAAACGUGUAAUACCUAUAUUAAUAUUGUUCUCUGUGUGUGAUAUUAGUGAUAUCACUCGUAUAUUGUAUUAUCAUUUAUCGUUGUUAAAUGAAUAUAAAAGGCUUAAAUACUUUUAGUAAAAGCACUUGGGGUGCUACCAAUAGUGCAUACCUGUCUACAAAAAUUAUCAAAAUAAUAUGAUAGUUCCCCGAAUUUAUUUGUAGUAUGCUUUCGACUUUUGUGGCCAUAAAAGUUCUUAACUGGCAGCUACUCCUAUGAAAGGAAAUUUCCUAAAUUAAAUAUUGUAAAAACAAAAUUCAGGAUUCAUAUUACACAAUAAAGACUUGAUUCAAUAUGCUCGUGAUAUUUGUGGAACGACAUCUGGUAACUUAAAUUAACUUUGAUGAAGCUAUCGAAGUAUAAUUUGAACCAAACAUUAAAUCUUAGACAUUAGACUUUUAGACUGUUUAGAGUUAUAAAAUAUAAAACACAAUUAUAUUAUUACAGUUAGUUGUUUUUUUUUUAAAAGGAAUUUUAUAGGUGUUGGAUGAGUAUGACAUUAUUUUUUGCACCUCCUACAGACGGAACUACAACGGUUUGAAAAUAAUUCUAUACAUUUACUGUGUAUAAUUGACAUAAUUUGGGCUUUGAAUCUUGGAAUAGAGGAUGGACAAUUUUUGAAGACUGAUGGGAUGGAUUUAUUAGUUAAGACUUAUUUUCAGCAGAAUUUAAUGUUUACGAAAAAAAGGUCAUCGCCAGUAUAAUAUUGUCAUGUAUUUAAAGAAGACAACUAAAAGAUAAUUGAUAAAUAGAAUUAUAGAUAUUAAUGACAAACAGAAUUAUACGAUUUAUAAUAACGGAUUCGCUUUUCGUGGAUUUAAAACCAAAUUUGUAUUUUAAUUUUUAUAAAUUUUUUUGUACAAUUUCGAUUUUAUUUAACAAUUAUUUUGGGCACAUAAUUUUAAUUAGGUAUCCUAAUUUGUAAUAUCAUAAAUAUACCUCUGGCAUCGUAUUUCGCAAGUAUGUUUUGAUUCUCUUUAAAGCGGAGAAAAUGCGUUCGAACGUAGUAGUAAUGUACCUACGUAUAAUGGUUUUAAACAAAUGCACCGAUAUUAGUCUUAGUUGUGUAUUGUAAAAACAAUGAGAAAAAAAAGACAAGGAGGGGACAAUUUUACACCAUGAUCCUUCGCCUCCAAGAUGCUGUGUAUUUAAAAUAUUAUUUUAAUAACACGGUUUUUAAUUAUGUGUUUACAGAUCAGAAUACAUUUUAUUAUCACGAUAUUCAUUUGGCUCGUGUCAUGGACGGCUUCCAUUGAAAUUCCUCACAGUUAUCUCGAAAAUCCGAGCAAGUAAGAAACGUCGUAAUACAAUAUAAUACUUAUACCUAUUAUACCUAAUAAUUUAUUACAGAAAUACUGCAAUAAAGAGGAUUUUGUUUUAUUUCAUCAAAUAGAAAUAGUAAUAAAAUCAAAAACUAUAAAAUAAUAAGGUGUGGGAUAAAGUAAAUAUUAGAGUUGGACGAGUUUUGAUUUUUUUUCAAAUCGAGGCGAGUCGAAUUAAGUAUCAAUUAAUUUCGAGUUCAAAAGUCAAGUAUUCGAAUUAACGAUUAUUGAAAAAAAAUUUGUUGAAUCGAAUCGAGUCGAGUAGAACUUGAUCAAAAAACUUGUCAAAGCCGAGUACUCGACAAACUUUAUUAAAUACAAAUACGGUGUAGGUAUUGAACUUGAGAGGAUAUCAGCAUCGGAUAUGGGCACGAUUUUAACGAAGUUUUUAAAAAUUCGAAAAUUCACUUUUAAAUAAAUUUAAUUGUUCAUGUGACGUGUUUAUUGUGUAAUAAUUUAUAAUCAGGUUUGUUGAAAAAAACGUAUAUGUAAAACAACAAAAAAAAAAAAAAUAUAAAUUAAAAAGAUUAGGUAAUCUUUUUACCUUCAUUUAAAAGUAAAUUAUUUGUUACGAAAAUUAAAUACGGCAACACAUUAUCUAUAGGGUUUGACAGAUAAAAUGUCAGUUUUUUUCUCGCUCGAGACGGUGUAUACAAGGUGAUCCAUUUAAUUGGGUUCACUCAUUAUCUCCGAAAGUAUUUACUUUUAUUGGAAUAUGUAUAAUACAACGUUUAAGAAAGAAGCAACUUUACGAUUUUACAUUUAUGUUAUUUUUUGUCACCCUUAUUUUUGGCGAUAAAAUAAUACUUAUGUACUUAUGAUUUUCAAAUGGAAACCUGUAUUUAAAAAUCCAUAGUAGGCAUUGGUUUACUCCCAAAAAUAAGGGUGACAAAAAAUAACAAAUGUAAAAUUGUAGAGCUGCUUGUUUCUUAAAUUAAUUAUUAUAUUAAACAAAGCCCAAAAAGAGUUAAUACAUUCCCAAAUAAUGAGUGUACCUACCUAAAUGGAUCUCCUUGUACAUAAUAUAUAUCUAUUAUAAUAGAUAUUCAAGAUUAAAAAUCCGUUUUUUUUUUCGUUUUAAGGCUAUCCGCAACUUACACCGUGUCUCUUUUUUAUACCUUUUCCAGAGGUCCUCCGGCCUUUUCACAAUUUAAAAAAAAAAAAAAAAAAAAUUCGUAUAAUUUAUACUGAUAUGUCAAGGGAUUGCCCUUGAUAAUAUUGGUUUUUUAUCAUAUAAUAUUCUAUAGGCUGUUUUACGUUAAACUAUUUCAAAAUAAACAGAUUUCUCUACACAAGGUUUAUGUUCUAAAACGGUUGCGCUGACAUCCUCUUAACAUCAGGAACAAAUAAAAACGUUAUUUUCGUUUACUGAUUGAAGUUGUUUCGACAUUAUAAAAUUAUUACUAUUAUUUAUUUAUUCUGUAAUUGUAAUCGGUACUUGUAUUUCCUUUUUUUUUUUUUUUUUAAAAAAAAAAUUGGAAUUUUGCUACCUAUUCUAAAUAACAUUUAAAUAUUUAUUUUUUAUUGAAAAUGUCAACAAUUCGAUAAUCAUUUAUUUUUCUAAUUCGAUUAUAAUAGGACGGUAUAUUAAAACAUUGUAUCGGCGAUUUACUUACAUUUUUUUUAAUCGUACACGUUACAAAUAUGUUCCUUAUCAAUCGACAUCAAAUCGAAACAAAAACGAUAAAGCGAUGUGUAAUAAUAUCCACGCGGUGGAUAUCCUACGAGGUAUUGUUCGUGGUUAUAAAGGUAUCUGCAAAAGUAUGUCUAAAUCGCCAUUUAACGCCGUCAUAAGACCGUCUACGGCGACUUUUACCGUAAAUAUUGUUCGGCAAUUCGUCAACUGCGUCUGCGAAACAGGUUAGCUAUACAAUAAACGUCGAUUUGAAUGUUUGUUUUGUUUGUGUUUUGUCUUUUUUUUUUGUUUUUUUUUUUUUAACCGUCACACGUAACAAACAAGUUUUCAAACGAGCGAAUGAUUUAACAUAAUAAUACAUUUUGUUUGUGCGCAUUAAUUUGCUUGAAUGUAAUGUGAAUAUUAUAAUGUACCUCGCUUGGGAUUUUCGUUUUUUUUUUUUUUUUUUUUUUUCAUGUUCAACUAUUUUCUAAUAAAUUAUUACUUAUUAUUAUUAUUAUUACCGUAUUCGCGCCGUUGCGCAUUUCGUACGGAAUCAUUCGACCGUGCAGUGGUUAUUAUUAUUCUCCUCUACUGUUUAGCCGAUUUUUAUUCGAAAUUUGUGAGAAAAAGAUACAAAUGUUGCACCCACUUGCCUAGUAUACGUUGUGUAUAGUUCGAAUAAAAACGACAGGGAAAAUGAACCGAGGUAAACGAGUCAAAAACUUAACUUUGAACUUGUGUUCUUCGAUUUUCAUUAACCCGAGUUAUUUUUUUUUUUUUGCUUUACAUUAACUUAUACAAAUAAAAGUAUAGUUCCCGAAAUAAACCCCCUCAAUCCUCCCCUGUUUGUUAAACGGAAACCAACCAAAAAAAAAUUAAUUAUGAUAUCAAUGAGCUUAUGAGCAGGGCAUGGGACAUAUAGCAUUUAAAAUUCACCAAAAAUCACAUGAAAACGUCAAAAAAAACCUGAGAAAAAGCACUUAACUCAAAUAUUAUUAGAACUAAUGGUAGAAAGGUUUAGAUGUCCUCCUUCUAACGGUUUUAAUUUAUUAAAUACGAUUUUCUAACGCUAUACCGAUUAUUUAUACUAAGUUAUUUUUUUUUAUAAAACGUAUUAUUUCAUUUAAAUAAAAUACAUUUUUGAUAAUAAUUUAUGUUGAGGUAGAAAAUUAUAUUUAAUAAUUUAGAGUCGUUAAACAGCGGACAUUUAAACCUUCUACCAUUUGGUCUGAUAAUAUUUUCUUGAAGUGUUUUUUUUUUCUAGGUUUUUUGAUAUUUUAAAUGUUUUUUUUGUGAAUUUUAAAGUGCUAUAAGUCCCGAACUCUGCUUAUGAGCGAUAAAAAAAAUUUAUUGAGUUCCCAAUACGCAUUUGUUAAACGAAAAUAUUUUACACCAUUAUCAUCUACAAAAAUAUUUACGUACAAUUUACCGAAACAUUUUUUUUACGUUAAAAUUAUCAUCUCUAAUUGUGCACCCACUGGCAACUUGGAAUGCAUAUUUUUCAGAUUAUUUCAGUUUCUGAGCAUCGCGCGUCACGAAGAAUGUGUCGAUUUCACUGUGAAGUGUUUUUUUUUUUUAUAUAAAAAAAAUAAUAGUUUUUCCAGUCUUUGAACAGUUUUUCCACCAAAAAUAUUGUACCGACUCAACUAGAGUGGUUUCUGUGAAUUUGUUCGUGGAGUUUUUUUUUUUUUUCUAGGGGGUUCCGUAGAAGGGAUGUAUACACGUUAACGGACAAUGCUCGCUCGGCCCCAAUUCCGACCGAUUAGUCAUGCGGCUGGCGGUUAGCGGUCGGAAAACCCAGUCGGUUUAUCUAGGAUUUUCAGAUCGUCGCAAUAAUUAUCCCACUCGUUGGUCGUAAUGAAAUUGCAUUUUGUGAAUUACAAUAUUAUGAUAUAAGUAGUAAAAUUAAAUUAUCCGAGGUCAACAAGUUUACGAAUCAACGUUAUUAUAAUAUCAUGUACCUGCAACUCACUUGUUUAUCACCGUGUAAUUUUUACUGUUCGCACACUAUAUUAUUGCAUUGUGUUGUACGUAACUGUUGCUAAAAAAAUGUAUAUGUAUAAAAUAUAUCCGCGUGUGUUGCUUGCGAAAAAAAUAUCCCGUGUGCGCUUUCCAGAAUUAUUAUAAAAUAUUCACUGCAAUCGGUCGCGGCAAUCCACUAAAUAAUAAUUAUAACUCGAUGUGGAUGCGGUUAAACUUGCCAAAAACAGAAACUCAUACAUCAUGAAAUAUGAUUACAAUAGUAUUUACACGAUAAUCAGUAUGAAGUUUACAGGACGAAAUCGAUUUUGGAACAUUUUCAUCUACAAAUUAUAAUUAUAGUCAUAUUAGUUCCAGUAUUCCACGGAUACGAAUUGGGGUGGACCGCCCUCCUAUGACCAUCGUACCAUUUUUUUCUAUUCAUAUUCGAUUUGAUCCAUCUAUAAGGUCAAAGAAAAAAAAAAAAAAAUGAAAAACCGAAUCGUAUAAAUACUAGUAUUUCAAAGAAUAUUUUAAUUUAAUAUUUUGGACUCAGUAACCGCUGAAAAACAAAACGGGAAAUCAAUUGAAACUUAACUUAACCUAUCCCUCGGUUACUAAAGACUGGUUUCGUGCCCUUUAUUACAAUACUGUAUAACAAUACAAAAUACUUACUUCCGAUUCAGCUACAACUGCUACACGGGAUUCAGCAUUUCGAUUGGGGGCGAGGGGGAUAUGUGUAAGGGAAGUUCUCAUAGUAAUAUUAUAUCUGAAUAUCGUACGAUUAUCGUGUACAAUUUUUAUUUUUCUGAAGCCGGUGCGUGCAGGAGUCUGACAAGUUUCAUCGCACAGCGACCGACUGCAAUUAUUGCGCAUAAUGUAUUUCGUAUAUCACUCGACGGCAGAACAACACGGUAAUAUUGUAAUCGGUGUACACAUUUUGUUUUUCAGGAUAUGCCCUCCGGACUCGAGUUGCAAACACGUGCAACCGGAAUCGCCUGUGGCACGGUGGAUAGGUUACAGCGUUAAAUACAAACAAUGGCGGAACUGCAUGUGCGACCACGAUUGCCAGACGUACGGCGACUGUUGCACCGACUAUCCGUAUUUCGACCCGGUCAAACAGCAGAGGGCCGCGGCCCAGCACGUUUGCGUGGAGAUCGACUCGGCGGCGGCGGAGACGUCGGCGGCGACGGAAUCGAUGGCCGAUGCCUCCAACGGCGCCCAGGCGUUGGCCAAGUGCCCGGCAACGUGGUCGGAUCGGUGGAUCCAGGACGCGUGCGAAACGCCGCCCCGUGUCGGCAAAGCGUACGGCAUGAUCGACAACCCGGUGACCAGCCGGCUGACCGGCCGGGUAUACCGGAACCGGUUUUGCGCGGUAUGCAACGGCGACGCGGCGGACACGGUCCUUAGCGCCACCAAGAUCGUUUGCGACGAUCUGAUCGACGUGGAUUCCGAGCUGGAACACUCGAAAGUGCUGGACACGCUUCGGUACAACGAUACCACCGGACGGUGGGCAGUCCAGUACGCCAACUACACGUACGAUUGCGCGAUCAAGACUGUGUUGCCCGCGAUCUCGGCGAUUCGGCCCUGUAUUACGGGCACGGUGGGCACGUGUCACCCGAAAUGGCCCAAAGACGACAACAUCCGGUCUGACUGCGAAGCGUACACUACGGUGGUGUACAAAGGCAUCGAAACGUACAAGAACCCCCAUUGCGCCAUGUGCAACCACGUGGCCGUGCAGAACCUGACGUGCAAAGGCUUAUUGGAUCUGAGAGCGGCACCUCACUUAUUCAGCUUCUCGGCGCUCUUUAUCGUCCAACCGGACGCGCGCAAGUGCCGCGGACGUUCCGACAAGUUUUUCGACCCUUUCAGCAAAACGUGCCAACCACUGGUGCCCGUCAGUGACGGCGUGCCGCUCAACUGUUCCGCGAUGGCCGUGUACGUGACCGUGCCGACUGCCAACUGGCAGCCGCCCGACACCGUUGAUUACGUGAUGCUGAAUAACGGCUCGAUGGCCGUGUGCGAGAACGCCACGUCGUCCAUCGUCGCCAACAUUACCGACAAAUCGGUACAGUCGGACGCGUCCGAAGCGUUCCACUCGGCUCUGGUCACGUACGUUGGCCUGGGAGUGUCCGCGGUGUUCCUGAUCGUCCAUUUGGCCGUGUUUGCCGCCCUACCCAGCCUGAGGAAUCUGUCCGGUAAGAACUUGGCUUCGUUUUGCGUGUCACUCAUCGGUUCGUACGCCGCGUUCGUGGCGGGCAACUUGUGGCCCGCGGGUCCCGGGAGCGGUUGCUACGCCAUCGCCGCACUGACGUACUAUUCGUUUCUCACGUCGUUCGCGUGGAUGUUGAUUAUGAGCUUCGACUGUUGGCGCACCCUUCGCUUGGCCACCAGCGAGUUGCGCAUCACAACGGGCCGGCAGACGAAAAAGUUUCUCGUGUACUCGGCCGUGUGCUGGCUGGUUCCGGCCAUGAUGACGGUGGUCGCAGUGACCGUGGACACGGUGCCCGCGGCCGCCGCCGCCGUUAUCGGUGCCGACGUGCGGCCCGAGUUCGGCACCGACGAUCACUGUUGGUUCGGCAACACGGACGCACUGCUCGUGUUCUUCGUGAGCCCGCUGUGCGCCGUCAUGGCCGUCAACUUUAUGCUGUUCGUCUGGACCGCGUACAUGAUCCACUCGAGCCGCGCCACCGUCCGGCACGUCAACACGCGGCACGUCCGCCGCAAUUUCCGCAUGUACUGCCGGCUGGCCGUGCUCAUGGGCCUGACCUGGAGCACCGGCAUCGCGGCCCGGUUCACCGACAGCAAAUACUUGUGGAUACUGUUCGUGGCACUCAACACGUUCCAGGGCCUGUUCGUGUUCGCGGCGUUCACGUGCCGCCGGCGGAUACUCGACUCGCUGUUGGGUGGCGGCCACCGCGACGGCGGCCACGUCAACCACCUCCAUUCGCUGCAGGGCUCCGAGAAGGGCAUCAUCAACGACAAAAACCAACGGGUCGCGAUCCCGUCGUUUUCCUGGUCGUCCAGCGACCACAGCGCCGCCGGUCCCGUCAGCUCGGAGAAAACGUCGGACACGCUUUAUUGA
Cinara cedri is the source of this 30727-nucleotide messenger RNA. The record is from the annotation of a GenBank genome assembly. Lineage: Eukaryota; Metazoa; Arthropoda; Insecta; Hemiptera; Aphididae.